Messenger RNA from Cylindrotheca closterium, 2721 nucleotides. The record is from the annotation of a GenBank genome assembly. NCBI's taxonomy places the organism in Eukaryota, Bacillariophyta, Bacillariophyceae, Bacillariales, Bacillariaceae.
AUGGUAGAUCUAAACAGCCUCAAGGACGAGAUUUCGUCCAUUGGCAAUAAAAUCAAGGAAUUGAAGAACAUGGCGGUCAAAGAGUUGACCGUCACGGAUGAGAUUGGCAAGAAUGUUCAGGAUUUGCUCGCCAAGAAGCAAUUGUACGCCGAACACAACAAUGGGAUUGGCAUUGACGGAAAGCCAUUUGCCAAGAAUAUGACCAAGGCCGAAAAGAAGAAGCAAGCACAGGCGCAGAAACAACAGCAGCCUAAUCAGCAGCAGCAAAAUCAGGAACAAAGUCAGGCACCCAAGGCUGAGAAUGCCUCCAAAAAGGCUGCCAAGAAGGCCGAGAAAGCGGCAAAGAAGGCUGCCUACAAGGCCGGUGGCGGCGCUCCUGCAGCUGGUAGUGGUGGCGGCGGUGGCGCUCCUCCUCCGCAACAGCAGCAGCAAGGAAAGAAACAGCAACCACCACCCCAAUUGGCCCAAAAGAAGGCUGUUCCUCCACCCACCAUGAAGCGUGGUGGUGGAUUCCAAGUCAAGCCACUCCAGAUGGUGAUUAAUCCUAAUGCUCCCAUUGAGGAUCGACCGGUGGUUGCCUUGGCCAUGGCUGUCUUGACCAAUACCGACAUUGAUUUGGAAUUGACUAGUGAUCACCGAAUUGCCCAAGCCACACUCGGUGGUGAAGCUGAAGCUGGUGACGAAACUCCUCAAAUCGUUGGAGACUUGAGCAUGGCCCGAUACCUCGUCGCACGAAGUGACAAGAACGAAUUUGCAAGCGUCUCCAAUUCGCAACAAGCACUCCAAAAUGCUUGGAUCGAUUACGCUUCGUCGCUCAAGCCUCUAUCCAAAGAACAAGCUCUCAAGGGAAUUGGAAUGACCUUGGGACAUGCUUUGUUUACCAAGACUUAUUUGGUGGGAGAAUCCUUGACCUUUGCCGAUGUGGCGCUCUUUGGAGCCAUGGCAUGGCCUUCUCAAUCGAGCGAUUUGGCCGCUGUCACGGCUGCCUUGCAAGCGAACGAUUACACAGCAGCCCUCCGUUGGACCACCAUGAUGGCCAGUCAUCCGGCCAUUCGAAAGGCGACCCAAUUGGCCAUGGGCGUAAAUGGAACCACCGAAGUGGGUGGCGAUUUGUUGGAACCACUCGUCUCUGGAAUGAAUCUAUUGGAAGGUGCGGUUCCGGGCAAUGUUGUCACUCGGUUCCCACCCGAACCUUCUGGUUAUUUGCACAUUGGACAUGCCAAGGCGGUCUUGCUCAAUGAUUACUAUGCUCGUCGUUACAAGGGACGGCUCAUUGUGAGAUUUGAUGAUACCAAUCCCUCCAAAGAAAAGGAAGAGUAUCAACAAUCCAUUGUGGAAGAUUUGAAGUUGUUGGGAGUCGAUCCCGAUGUCGUGACUUACACUUCGGAUUACUUCAAGGCCAUUUUUGGAUACGCCCUGAGUAUGAUUGAAAAUGGCACUGCGUACAUGGACGAUACUCCUCAAGAGCAAAUGAAGCUGGAACGAGCGGAUCGAGUCGAGAGUAAACAUCGCAACAUGCCACCCGAAGAAGCCAAGGAAAAGUUUUUGAUGAUGAACUCGGGCAAAGAAGAAGGCGCAGCUUGGUGUCUUCGUGCCAAGAUUGACAUGAACUCGGACAAUGGAACUUUGAGAGAUCCUGUCUUGUUUCGACAAAACUUGGAGCCCCAUCAUCGCAGUGGAACUACUUACAAGGCCUAUCCUACCUAUGAUUUGGCCUGCCCCAUUGUGGAUUCCUUGGAAGGCGUCACUCAUGCCUUGCGUACGACCGAGUACAACGAUCGGGACGAGCAGUACCAAUGGAUUCAAACGACUUUGGGUCUAAGACGGGUCCGCAUCCAUUCCUUUUCCCGUGUCAAUUUCAUGUACACGGUCUUGUCCAAGCGCAAAUUGGCGUGGUUUGUCGAACAAGGUUUAGUCGAAGGCUGGGGCGAUGCUCGAUUCCCUACCGUUCGCGGUGUGGUGAGACGAGGUGUCAAUUUGGAUGCUCUGAAAACCUUUAUCUAUUCUCAAGGAGCUAGUAGACGUGUGGUCAAUAUGGAUUGGUCCAAGUUCUGGGCCGAGAACAAGAAGGAAAUUGACAAACAAGCCAAGCGAUUCAUGGCCAUUGAUGCCAAUACCAACGUGCCACUUAAGGUUACCAACGGCCCAGCCAUUGAUUCCAACUCAUACUUGUCCACAGCCAAUCAUCCCAAGGAUCCAUCGCUGGGAUCUCGUGCUUUGCGCAUUGGCCAAGAUGUUAUUUUGGAGACGGUCGAUGUCGAGGGCAUUCAAGAGGGCGAAGAGAUUGUAUUGUUGAGAUGGGGAGUCGUCAAGAUUACCAAGGUGACUCAAGCAAACGGAAAUGUUGGCUCGUUGGAGGGAGAAUUCAUUCCCGAUGGAGACUACAAGACAGCCAAGCGCAAGUUGUCGUGGAUGAUCCAAACUGGCAGCAACCCCAUUGUCGAAUUGACCGAGUUUGAUCAUUUAGUCACAAAGGACAAGUUGGAGGAAGAGGAUAACUUUGCCGACUAUGUCAAUCCCACCACCCUUGCUACCACUCAAGUCAUGGGAGAUGCUGGACUCAAGACAUUGCAAGAGCACGAGAUUAUUCAGCUGGAGCGUCGCGGAUUCUUCCGUGUCGAUCGCCCGUACCGUGAUGGAAAGCCUUUGAUUUUGUACAUGAUUCCCGAUGGAAAGACCAAGUCCAUGUCCGGAAUGACUGGCAAGUUGGCUCACCACUAG